Drosophila innubila is the source of this 3430-nucleotide messenger RNA. RefSeq names its product feline leukemia virus subgroup C receptor-related protein 2. Gene Ontology annotation, molecular function: heme transmembrane transporter activity; heme binding. The record is from RefSeq and is a predicted model, not a curated record. Gene Ontology annotation, biological process: transmembrane transport; heme export. Bases 328 to 1827 code for a protein of 499 amino acids. Gene Ontology annotation, cellular component: membrane. The transcript has 11 exons. Lineage: Eukaryota; Metazoa; Arthropoda; Insecta; Diptera; Drosophilidae.
CAACUGAGCGACUUUUUGGAUUUAGUUUCAGUUUCCAUUUGCCCGUUCGCCCAAUCGCUCUCUCUCUCCCGCCGCGAUUCGACGUUCCACGUUCGAUGCGUGUUUUUAAACCUACCGCAAAACAAAAUGAAAUUAAAUUAAAAAAAAAAUUAUAAAUAAUUAUACCUACAGCAAAGCUGAAAAAUUCAACUAACUAAACUGCCCAAUUAAAGUAGAGUAUAUAGAAAUAUACAUAAACAACGACACCACCGAAAACACAGCAAUCGACAAAGAAAAGGAAAUAACCGCCCAAAAUAUUAAAUUAAACUGCAAAGUAACAAAUUGCAAAUGGAUCUAAAACACAGCGCCAGCGGCGCAGUUGAGAGCGCCGAUUCCUAUAUAGCCACCAGUAAGUCAACAGACAUGAUCACGCCCAAGGAGAAGGAUAACAAGGCCAACAAUGCAUCCAAUGCCCCUGCCGAAGGCUACAAAGUGUAUGCAAGACGCUGGGCGGUGCUUAUACUCUUUGUCUUCUAUUCAGCCUCGAAUGCCAUGCAGUGGAUACAAUACACCAUCAUCAACAACAUAAUAACACGCUACUAUGGCAUCAGUGACAAAUGGGUGGACUGGACGUCCAUGAUAUAUAUGAUAUUGUAUAUACCGCUCAUAUUUCCAGGCAGUUGGUUUCUGGACAAAGUGGGUCUGCGCAUCACGGCAUUAGUUGGAAUUGUGGGCACUUGUAUAGGCGCCUGGAUCAAGGUCUUCUCGGUGGAUCCAUCCCUCUUCUAUGUCAGCUUCAUAGGACAGGCAAUUGUUGCUCUGGCUCAGGUUUGCAUAUUAUCACUGCCUGCGAGAUUGGCUGCAGUUUGGUUUGGACCCGAUCAAGUAUCAUCAGCCACGAGUGUGGGCGUUUUUGGCAAUCAGCUGGGCGUGGCCAUUGGAUUUGUUUUGCCUCCGAUGCUGGUGCCCAACUCUGAGAGCCUGGAGACGGUGGGCAAAGAUCUUCAAAUGAUGUUCUAUCUGGUGGCAGGACUUACUAGCAUACUGCUUGUACUCAUGAUACUCUUUUUCCAGGAUAAGCCGCCGACACCGCCAUCAGCUGCCCAGGAGACGUCACAGCGUUUGGAGGGGAAUGCCGAGCUGCAGGUCAGCUUUAUGCAAUCCCUAAAGAAUCUGAUGACCAAUCGGAAUUUCAUCUUCCUGCUGCUCUCCUAUGGCAUCAAUGUGGGCGUUUUCUAUGCCAUUUCCACGCUCCUCAAUCCGGUGGUGCUCAAGUAUUAUCCAGGUCAUGAGGUCGACACGGGUCGCAUUGGACUGAGCAUUGUGCUGGCGGGCAUGUUGGGAUCUGUUGUUUCUGGCAUUGUGCUGGAUAAGACGCACAAAUUCAAAGAGACUACGUUGGCGGUUUACGCGCUCUCUAUGGUUGGCAUGUGGAUAUUUACCUUCACUUUGGACACGGGACACAUUGCUGUGGUUUAUUUAACCGCCUCGCUGUUGGGCUUCUUUAUGACUGGCUAUCUGCCCGUGGGCUUUGAAUUCGGUGCGGAGUUAACAUUCCCGGAACCGGAAGGCACGUCAUCGGGUCUGUUAAAUGCCUCGGCGCAGACGUUUGGCAUUUGCUUUACACUCUUCUACUCGGAACUGUUCUAUUCAUAUGGAGAUGUUCCAGCGAACGUGGCCAUGGCGGUCAUGCUGAUUGUGGGCACGCUCAUCACGGCGGCCACAGGUUCCGAUUUGCGGCGACAGAAUGCGCAAGUGGUGAGCGCCAGCAACAGAGGCAGCGUCGCGGGCAGCGUUGGUGCAGGCGGAGGCGGAGGAGUUGACAACAGCGUCGCUGUUAAUCCAUGAAGAGAGCAACACAUUUACAAAUACACUCCACACAUAGCCCAUGCACAAACCACCCAAUACACACACCCUACACAAUUUACAACCUCCACACCAUCCACACAAUCCACACACUCCACUUCACUCCACACGCAGCUUGCGUCGCCCUUUUAUUUACUUUAUUUUUAAUGCAUAUCAUUUUUGAAAAGUGUUUUUAAUUUAAUUUAUUACAUUGUUUUUUGUUAUGUGCUUUUGUUGUAGAUUUAAGUGAAAUGUGUUAAAUUUUAAAAAUACCUACAUACACAAUACACCACAUAAUACAAUAAAUUAAGCUUAGGCAGUUAUUUUUUCAAUUUUAUAUAUUGGCCUGAACAAAAUUAUAGAUUAUAGUGCGUAAGUUGAGUAAUUGAUAAAACGAAAAGACAAAGACUUGGAUCGAAAUUUAGCUUUAUCUCUAUUCUUUUGCGACAACAACAACAAGAACAAGAACAAGAACAUCAACAAAAACAAUAACAGUUAACACUUCUUAAAAAUGAACUAACAUAAAGUAGUUGAAAAUUGUUUAAGUCCAUUGCGGACAUACUACCUAUUAAACUAUACAUAAUCCUUCAGUAUUAUAGCCAAGCAUAUAAUAAGUAUGUUGACAUAUAUACGAGUAUAUAUAUAGAGCAAAUGUUAUUUAGCACUAAACGUUUCUUCUUUUUUUAAUUUCUUUCAACUGUCGAAUCUUUCUAAAAUACACAUAAUACAAACAACAUUCCAGAAAUAGAAUAUUAUACUUUUACCUAACAAUAUAAAAAGAUUCAGGGGGAAACAGUUGGACGCUUUAUAAAAUUCCGAAAAUCAGUUGAAAACAUCAGCAGAAAUAUCUGUAACAGUAGCAAUAAUAUGUCAAUCACUCUAUUACAGUGAAAACUCGCAAAGUAUGAAUAAUUAAAAAAAAAGAAGAAAUUUCUUUAAGAAUUGAAUAUUAUAACAUUUAAUUAUGGAAAUUUCUUUUCGAGUAAUCACUGUAUUCAGCUUUAUGUAUAUAUUUCUAAUGAAUGUGUUGCUUCAACAUUAUGUACAUACAUAAAUACUAAACACACACACACAUACCGAAACAAUACAUAAAUCAAUUAAAGAUUGCAAUCAUAUCUGAGGCAAGUUGUCGUUAUUUUGAAAUAUUUACAAUUUAACUGAAAUAUAUAAACUAUACAUAUAUAUCUGUACGUCUAUAAUACGUAUAAUUGUUGUGAAAUAGAUGAAUUAACAUAAAAUGAAAUGCAAGUAAAUGAAUUGCACACUUUUUAACUGCAAAAUAAACACACAAAAUGAACACAAAAAGACACAGUAAAUAUUCAAUUUUUGUAGAUAGCCUUUAAGCCAAAUUGUCACCGCAUUAUAACAAUGUAUACUGUAUAAUGUCAAUUUGAAAAAGGCAAAACACCAGAGACUACCUGACAAGAGCCACGGCUACUUGUACAACCUACAACAACCACCUGAAAGACAAACAUCCAAUUAAAAAUAUACUCCUACAAUAACAGAAAUAUAACCAAAAGAAAAAAACAGUUUAAAUUAUAUGUGUAUGUGUAUAGUGAAACGUAUUUAAUAAAACUUAACCCGUGUAUAGAGCAAGUUCCCUAAA